This is a messenger RNA of Melanotaenia boesemani (Boeseman's rainbowfish), 2611 nucleotides long. RefSeq names its product major facilitator superfamily domain containing 13A (gene slc68a1a). The record is from RefSeq and is a predicted model, not a curated record. The transcript has 9 exons. Lineage: Eukaryota; Metazoa; Chordata; Actinopteri; Atheriniformes; Melanotaeniidae. The coding region runs from base 252 to 1781 and encodes 509 amino acids.
UGGUGUAAGUAACCAGUGUAGUUAUCAUGACGUGUUCUGUCUGGGACUGACACAGACACAGCUGCCGAGCCAAUAUAUCGGCUUCCCGACAAUUUAAACGUGGUGUUUUCUGUAAUUAUAACCGCUUUUUGUGUCGGCAUGCAACACGUAUUCGCUCAUCGGCCAAAAUGAGGUGGUGACCCCAUGUCAGCCAAGAAAUGAUUGCAGCAUUGUACAAAGAAAGGACGGAGUAGAGCGACUGAGAGAGAAGAAUGGGAAGGAGCGUUUGGGGCUGCUGGCAAAGUGUUUUCUCCACUCCAGUUCUGUAUGGCUCAUUGGCCCUAUUUACCACCAUCCUCCACAAUGUUUUUCUGCUUUACUAUGUGGAGACAUUUGUGUCCAUCUAUAAGAUUGAUAAAAUCUCCUUCUGGGUGGGGGAGACAAUAUUCCUUAUCUGGAACAGUCUGAAUGACCCUCUCUUUGGUUGGCUGAGUGACCGCGCCUUCCUCAGCUCUCCUCAGACAGGCUCACAAAUCACAUCUCCAGAGGUGGUGCUGAAGCGCCUGAAGGCCCUUUCCACAAAUGGCCCUCUCUUCGCUCUGUCCUUCCUGGCAUUCUGGGUGUCAUGGGCUAGGCCCGGCCUGCAGUUCCUGCUAUGCUUGUGUCUGUACGACGGUUUUCUCACCAUGGUGGACCUCCACCACAGCGCCCUAAUGGCGGACCUCGCUGUGUCUGCAACCGAUCGCACGCGCCUCAACUUUUACUGCUCCGUGUUCAGCGCAUUGGGCUCCUUCUCUGUUUUUUUGUCUUAUUCUUUCUGGGACAAGGAGGAUUUUUACUUCUUCCGUCUUUUCUGUGUAACCCUGGCAGCCUUUUCCAUCCUCGGCUUUUUCUUUGUGUCUCGGUUGCUACAGCAACGUUUCAAAAAGGAAAUCCGUCCAAAGCAAGAUGAGCUGUCAGCACUUAAAGAGCUGAGUGUUGGUCACGCUCCAUUUACCAACCCAGAAAAACCUGUCACUAUCGGACAGUAUCUCAAGCAGCUCUCCAAACAAAGAAACUUCAUGUGGUUCGUCUCAAUGAACCUUAUUCAGGUGUUUCACUGCCACUUUAACAGCAACUUCUUCCCUCUUUUCCUUGAACAUCUCUUGUCUGACAAUAUCUCUGCCUCAACAGGUUCGAUCUUACUUGGAAUCUCUUUCAUUGCCCCCCACCUGAACAACUUGUAUUUCCUGACACUGUGCCAGCGUUAUGGGGUUUACCAGGUUAUCCGUUGGCUGUUUAUGCUCAAACUGGGACUUAGUGUGGUUAUGCUGCUUGCAGGGGCUGACCACGUUUAUCUGCUGUGCAUCUUCAUCGCUAGUAAUCGCGUGUUCACGGAGGGUACCUGCAAGCUACUGAAAUUGGUGAUUUCUGAUCUGGUCGAUGAGGACUUUGUGGUAAACCGACGUCAGCAGGCUGCCUCUGCUCUCCUCUUUGGGAUGGUUGCCUUGUUAACCAAACCUGGCCAGACUUUCGCCCCACUCAUCGGCACCUGGUUGCUUUGUGUUUACACAGGUUACGAUGUUUUUGUGAGGGAGCCUGUGAAGGAUUCUGUCUCGGUGUUUGACACUGCCUCUAACUCAGAGACUCCGCCUCUGCGCCUGGGCUGCUUCUACAUGUUGGUGUUCGUGCCUAUCACCUGUGCCCUGCUGCAGCUGGCCGCCUGGUCUCGCUUCACACUGCAUGGCCGAAAGCUGCAGGGAAUCAAGACCCUAAGGCAGGGGGCCCAGCAUGGCCACCUUAUCGAUGUCAAGGCCAUUUGAACUGAAGGGAGCUGCACUCGACACUUUUAAAUUAAUCACUUUUGAUAAUGUCAUAGAAGAAACAGAAAGCUGCUCUGACUUUAUUCUGCAGCUUCUGUGCUGAUAAUGAACUUUUACACAACAUGUUGCUUUGUGUAUGAUGAAAAAUGUACAUUGGGCUAAAAAAUCCCACUUGAAAGGACAUGAAACAUCUUUGAAAAGUGAAAUCUGCCUUAUUUUUAUAUUAGAUUUGAAAUUAUAUUUAUAUUUAAAACGGUGACCAAAAGCUAACAUGAAACCAAUCAAUCCUUUGGAUGUUUAUGGACCAAGAAAACAGCAUUUAGUGGUGCAGGCCAAACAUGCAGUGUCUUUUUAAAACUGUUUGUAAAACAUAACUGUGGUGUGGAGAACAGUCUGAAUGUCCUUGCUGCUAAACAAUAGUAACGUCCAACUGUAAUAUCAAAACUGGAGUGCAGGGUUACAACAGAACCAAGCUCUGCUGUCUUAACAACACAGAGACUGAAUAAAAUUGAGUUUUAUUCCGUGCCAUUAAUACUGCAUGAAUCCAGCAUUUUAUUGUUAAUUCUUUCACUCUUGACACAAAAACCUGCCAGUUUGAUGUUAACUGUAUUUUGUACUAAGUCCAGUAUUGAACAUGUUUUUGCACAGAACUGCCAUUUGUCUGUUGUACAUCUUGCAUUUGGAUUUUCAGGUACUUUGUGGAACAGUGGUCAAAAAUGAAAAUAGGAAAUUACGAAGGUAAUUGUAUUAUCAGCUCAUUUUUUCUAAUCUGAAUAUUUCAAAGAAUGUGAAAUACUUCCACAAAUAAACCUUAUCUAUGUUGACUUACA